AUGCCUCCGAAAAGUCGUUUCGUACGGCUCGAUGCCUUCACAAAAACGGUCGAAGAUGCGCGGAUACGGACGACCUCCGGAGGGAUCGUGACCAUCGUCUCGCUCAUUCUCAUGCUUUGGCUUGUCUGGGGGGAAUGGCGCGAUUAUCGACGAGUUGCCGUAAAAGCCGAGCUGGUCGUUGAUAAAGGUCGAGGGGAGAAGAUGGAGAUACACAUGAACAUUACCUUCCCAAGGGUUCCAUGCGAAUUGCUUACGCUGGAUGUCAUGGAUGUAAGCGGUGAAGUACAGAUGGGUGUUUUGCAUGGAGUGAACAAAGUUCGACUCCGUCCAGAGAACGAAGGUGGCAGUGUUAUUGAGAGCAACGCGCUGGAACUCCACGAAGAUACCGCCACUCACUUGGAUCCCGACUACUGUGGUGAAUGCUAUGGUGCUCCCGCGCCAGACUCUGCGAAGAAGAACGGGUGCUGCAACACAUGUGCCGAAGUUCGAGACGCAUAUGCCGGAGUUCAAUGGUCCUUUGGUCGAGGGGAAGGCGUUGCGCAAUGCGAACGGGAACACUAUGCCGAACAUUUGGACGAGCAACUGCAUGAAGGAUGCCGAAUCGAGGGGGCAAUCCGCGUCAACAAAGUGGUGGGAAACUUCCAUUUCUCUCCUGGGAAAUCCUUCAGCAGUGGAAACUUGCAUGUUCACGAUCUUGAAAACUACUUCAAAGACGAUUCGAACCACAGCCCGAGCCAUAUUAUCCACAUGCUCCGAUUUGGGCCUCCACUUCCCGAAAAGUCUCGUGGACAAUUGACUGCUGUAGGAGGCGUCUGGACGAAUCAUCAUGUCAACCCUCUCGAUGGUACCGAGCAGCAUACCGAUGACAAAAAGUACAACUACAUGUACUUCGUCAAAGUAGUCAGCACUGUCUAUCUUCCUCUCGGAUGGGAGAAACGGAACGAUCAGAUUACGAAUGUCCUAGGAGAUUCUCAUGACUCAGUCGGAUUGGGGAAUUUCGGUCAAGGGACAUCCGGAAGUGUGGAGACACAUCAAUACAGCGUGACGAGCCAUAAACGAAACCUCGAUGGUGGUAGUGAUGCAGAUGAAGGGCAUAAAGAACGAUUGCAUGCUCGAGGUGGUAUUCCCGGCGUAUUCUUUUCCUACGAUAUCUCCCCUAUGAAGGUCAUCAACCGCGAAGUACGAGCCAAAUCAUUUUCGGGUUUCCUGGUCGGAGUAUGUGCUGUGAUCGGUGGUACACUGACCGUUGCUGCGGCAGUGGAUCGAGGGCUAUACGAAGGGCAGCAGAAAGUCAAGAAGUUACAUCAAGGAUAG
This is a messenger RNA of Eremomyces bilateralis CBS 781.70, 1314 nucleotides long. Its product is annotated as DUF1692-domain-containing protein. The coding region runs from base 1 to 1314 and encodes 437 amino acids. NCBI's taxonomy places the organism in Eukaryota, Fungi, Ascomycota, Dothideomycetes, Eremomycetales, Eremomycetaceae. Gene Ontology annotation, cellular component: COPII-coated ER to Golgi transport vesicle; endoplasmic reticulum; endoplasmic reticulum membrane. The transcript is spliced from 3 exons. The record is from RefSeq and is a predicted model, not a curated record. Gene Ontology annotation, biological process: endoplasmic reticulum to Golgi vesicle-mediated transport; retrograde vesicle-mediated transport, Golgi to endoplasmic reticulum.